CAUUCAAAAGCUUCCAAGCUGAAUGCAAGGCACUGAAAAGAGUGAGGCACCGAUGUCUUGUAAAGAUCAUCACAUGUUGUUCAAGCAUCAACCACCAAGGUCAAGACUUCAGAGCACUAGUCUUCGAGUUCAUGCCUAAUGGCAGCUUAGAUAGCUGGAUCCACACAAAAAGAGCACUCAGCUUGUCACAGAGGUUAGAUAUCGCUGUAGACAUUGUGGAUGCUUUAGAUUAUCUCCACAAUGGUUGUCAACCACCAGUUAUCCAUUGCGAUAUCAAGCCAAGCAACAUUCUUCUCAAUCAGGAUAUGAGGGCUCGUGUUGGGGAUUUUGGCAUUGCUAGAGUUCUAGAUGAAGUAAUAAGCAAACAUCCUGUCAAUUCCAACAGCUCCAUAGGAAUAAGAGGCUCCAUCGGAUAUGUCGCCCCAGAAUAUGGAGAAGGUCUUCCGGUAUUACCUUAUGGUGAUGUGUACAGUCUCGGCAUCACUUUGCUAGAGUUGUUUACAGGAAAAAGCCCAACAGAUGAUAUGUUCAGAGAUGGGUUAAACCUGCAUUAUUUCACCGAGGCAGCUCUUCCUGACAAGGUUAUGGAGAUAGCAGAUUCCAACAUCUGGCUGCAUGAUGGAGCAAAUAAAAGCAAUGAUACAAGACAUAUAACAAGAAUCAAGGAAUGCUUGUCUGCCGUCAUCCAGCUUGGUGUCCUAUGCUCAAAGCAAUUGCCCAUAGAGCGGCUAUCAGUUAGCGAUGCUGCUGCAGAGAUGCAUGCUAUCAGAGAUAAUGUACAUUAGUACUAAAUAAUGAAGUGAU
Messenger RNA from Phragmites australis (common reed), 804 nucleotides. Its product is annotated as probable LRR receptor-like serine/threonine-protein kinase At3g47570. Lineage: Eukaryota; Viridiplantae; Streptophyta; Magnoliopsida; Poales; Poaceae. The record is from RefSeq and is a predicted model, not a curated record. Gene Ontology annotation, biological process: protein phosphorylation. The coding region runs from base 132 to 785 and encodes 217 amino acids. Gene Ontology annotation, molecular function: ATP binding; protein kinase activity. The transcript is spliced from 2 exons.